Pomacea canaliculata is the source of this 4211-nucleotide messenger RNA. RefSeq lists its product as uncharacterized. Bases 1 to 1419 code for a protein of 472 amino acids. The transcript is spliced from 4 exons. The record is from RefSeq and is a predicted model, not a curated record. Lineage: Eukaryota; Metazoa; Mollusca; Gastropoda; Architaenioglossa; Ampullariidae.
AUGGAAAUUACACACCUUUCUUUUGCCAAGCUGUCCAGUCAGUAUUCAAAUGCACUGCUUGGAAAACUCCUGGUGUUCCGAUCUCUGGCGGCCAUGGCUUCACUGUCGUCCAAAAAUGCUGAGAAUAAGCACACCAACACCAACACCAACACCAACACCAACACCAACACCAACAGGCAGAAUGUGACCACUGGGGCUAACAACGAGAGGAUGACGUCACAUGAGGACAGCUCUGACCCACAGAAACUCCUCAAUUCAGCCAUAACCGCUGGUGACGUCACAAGAAUCCUCCGCCUUCUCGACGACCAGCGCGUGGACUUGGACAGGCGAGAGGCAGUGUACGACCAUCAAACGCCGCUCAUGAGGAUGUGCCACAUGGACACUGAGGCCGAGAGUCGCAGCGCCCUCGUGCAGAAGCUGGAGUCUCCGGGACAAGGACGUAACUCCGCGGUCGUGUACGCUAUCCGACACGGCAACGAGGAGAUCCUGGGACUGAUUCUCCAGCAGGAAGAGUGCUCUUCCCUCUUGUCGCAAACAAACAAUCUGGGUCAGACACCUCUCGAAAUAGCGCAGACUGAAGGACACGCAUCCAUGACAUCCUGCUUGCAGUCUCUGUUUCCUCCUCAACGGUCUCCCAGCAACAGAAGGUUGACCUGGACGAGAACAGACAGCAAGCAAAAGCCACUGCUGCUGCCUCCAAAGAGAGGGAAAAAAACGCUUUCCCCUCGAAUAGGACACAAGCUUCUCCCCCAGUCGCACGAAGGAGGGCAGCAAUCUUUCCUCCACAAACCUACAGGAUUGCACGAGGGCCGCAGUGGAGGCAACAGGUUAAAGACGGUCAACAACACGGUCCACACAGACGGUUUGCAGUCGCCACGCAGGCGGUCACAGGGCGUGACGUCAGAUCCCCGACCAGCGCCAUCUCACGAGCCCGACAGAGGGCUUGGCGAGGGCGUCACAGCACCGCGUGCGAACGCCGCGCGGCAAAGCUUCGUGAAUCUCUUCAAGUCGGGAUCCCGUCAGCAAGGGGCAGGCGACUGCGACCACCCUGGCGACGUCUUGUACAAUGCCAUCCACACCGACAGGCCGUUUGUGCGCAGCCGCAAAGAUUCAGUUUCGCUUCCGGACCUUCGCAAUUUAAAAGGAAAACUCGUGACUUCCGGUGACGUCACGCCAUCUGCGAGCGAGUCAUCGGCUCAGCCGGAAGCUGGAAACAUUAAGGAGGACGACGAGGAAAACGAGGCUUCAGCUGAGGGUGAGUUGUACCACCACAAGACAGGGAGGAAGUCGUGUGGACUGCCGCCUAUUCAAACUAACAUGGCAGACGCAGAGAACAGAAAGGACAAAGGUCACCAGUACCCCCGCACUAAAAAGCAGGUCAGCAGUGACGACAUUUUGCUGAGGAGUCUCAUUUACUGACCUGUUCACACCAGCAAGUGGACAGACUCCAGCGGCGGCUGACCACAGAUCCAGACACUCGACGUGUAGUGUGUAGCAUGUAGCAGACGGAUUACAACUCAGAUGUAGUGGAGGUGGUUGGCCGAUUCUCUCAGUGAAGACCUGAAUGUACUGCGCUGAACAGAUGCCACGAACUCACUGCUUACUCAUGGACUGUGCCAGACAAUGUCUAUACGGCCUCGUGGAUUCUAGUGGCUGUUACAAGUGGUUGGAGUAAUGUAAGUAAUGUAAGCCCUGGGCAUGUCCAGACAAGUAGGAACUGAAAAUGUGGAUUCGUUUUUAGCGGACCAUCACCUGCAGUACCUCAAGUGCUUGAUUUACUAGCAACAAAGUGAAAAGGUUUCUAAGGAGUCUAACAAGUUAGAGACCAUUUGAAUGGUGGACUGGAUUCCAGUAACCCCGGGUUAGCCCAGGGGCAGUCUUUGUCCGUCUUUUCGUCAUUUCCUGCGUAACACGAUACGACAGACAAAACACGAGAUCACAUUGUAUGUCAGUGUGUUUUGAAGCCACAGAUACAACAAUAUCAUUUUUCAUAAGCUAUAUUUACGAUGAAUCUGGCCUCGGACAAUGCAAUAAUAUAUAUAUAUGCAUGUAUAUACAUCAACACAUUAUAUUGCAAUAAAGGGAUAUAUUCGGAAUAUGAAACAAAAAGUCAAACCUGCCAAGCGCCACUAAUGCAAUGAUGAUCACUCCAGAUGAUGCAAUGUUCACUUUGUGUUGUGCAAAAAGUCCUUUAAAACAUGGAGAUGGUGGCCAUAGGAUGAGGGGUGCGAGAGAUUUGUGUGAUGGGAGAAAUAAUUUGAAAGGAAGGUUUGCGUAUAUUGUAACACUGGAACCUUUAGAUAUAUUGAUCUUCACAGGCACUUUGUUAGUUUGAAAAAUGCGGAUGUAAAGAAAGUAUUGCUACAAGUGACGAGCGCGGUGUGAUGCAAGGUGUAACUGACUGCGAUGUUCAAGUCGAGAGAGCACGCAGCUCUUAGUCACCACCGGUGAGUGUCCAUCAGCUGGGGAAGUUGCAGCAGGUAUACAAAGUCUUUCAAAAUUUAUUUUUAAUCAAAAUAAGCAAAAUAUUAUGAAUGCAUCAAAGCACCACCAAUCAUUUGUGCAUAAUAUAUUCCCCAUGUCGUGUUGCCAUGAUGGACAAUAGUCAACCUGACAGUCAACCUGGUUUACCUGACAUUAGUGUGUUCAGGUAUCAGCUGUGCUGGUGGUGUUCUCUGCUAUAGUCAUAGGUUUUAGUAGUUUGCUCUUAUCAGUGUGUUUGUUUACUGUUGGCUGUUGUCAAUGCGCUAGUUUGAUCGCUAUUUGAAAAACACUGCACGUCCAGCUAACAGCCAUACAAGUUCACAUCAGUUUACAUCAGUUUACAUCAGUUUCCUCGUCACCAAACGAAUUGUUUGUACAACAGAGGAAAGCAGGAGCUACACUUACUUUCCUUAAUAAAGCGCUCAUUGAAUCACAAAUCAUCUUUGCCCACCAGCAGUGGACAGGACUGAAAUUGGUUUUGAAGAUUCAAUCAAGGGCAAAACAAGGGACAUAAAACAGCAGUUAUAUAAAUCUUUGAUUUUUAAUUUUCAAGCCGUGUCUUGUCUUAAACGAGAGUCUGUCACAUACCUUUCGUGUAGCACACUUUUGUUGCUGUUACAACUUUGUUAUUAUUUUGUAUAUAAAUGAUGGGAAUAAUAAAAAUAUGCAAGGAAAUGAGAGGCUUGGAUUCAUGUUUCAUUACAUGACCAGGACAGUCAAACAGUCACAGGCUCCCAGCACGGGGCGACACGACAGGACUCCACAUCUGAGCUGUGGCAACUAUUUAUUACUAGGUGUCCUAUUGAAGUUAUAUCCUACAAACAAAAUCAGUUUUACAGACGUGUUUGUUAAAGAAGUUUUUUCUAAAAGUCACGAAAAACAAUUUUGACAACUAAUUUUUGGAAAAUAAUCUUUUAUAAUCAGAACGCCAAGCAGAAAACAGUUUUAUUCAGGAACAUUUAAUAUCAUUAACAACCUGCACUUUUACAAUAUGAGGCUUUAUAAAUUUUGAUUGUAAUUUCAGACCCAUCUCAACGUUCUAUUUUCCUCGUCGACAAAAUUGCUGCCACCAUAUUCUUCCACAGAGUGGAUUGAAAUUGUUUGAUAUUUGAGCAUACUAGUGCCCUACAGCCCUAGGGAGCUCUGCAUGAUGGCAAGCAGCGAAAACGCUGUUUCAAAAGAGAGUUUUUAUUAAAAGUGCUUUCCAAGUAUCAUUUCUCUCUUGAUGCUGUCAGGAACCUUUCACUUGGCAGACAAAAUGUCUCUCCUUCCAUGGUGCGCUGCUAUUCAAGCGCGAAUCUGUAAAGCAUACAAACAUAUUUUCAACACUUGUCUAUCAGACAGUUCACAUCAAGCAUCUCUACCAGGCUACAGUAGUGUUUCCGCUCAUGUACAACUCACUCCUGAGAAAUAAUGGUUUCUUUCAACAUCCGUGUGUUCUUGUGUGUGCACGUGUGUGUGUAGUUUUUUGUUUGUUCAUUUGUUUUCACGUAUUUGUCUCCUUUCCCAACUGUUAUUUUUUCUUUGUUAUGUCGUUAUAUAUAUUAUUUUGUUUACUUUUAAAUUUCUCAUGCCAUAUCACUAUAUUUUAUUGCAAAAAGCUCAUAAAUCUGUCAAGUAUGAUACCAUAGUCUUAAUUCAUUAUUAAUUCCAGAUAAGCACCAAAGCGUUUAUUGUCCUUCAUUGUUAACAUGACAUUCUUAUGAAAUAAAAGAAGUGUUUGGCAA